AUGGUGAUCAAAGGGGAUAAUGACCAUAGAUCAUAUUCUGUAGCUUCAACACCAUCUCUACAAAAUUAUGAUCAACAAACCGAAUAUCUUCCACCUAAACCUCAUUCACAUCCAAACUAUAACCAGAAUAAAACCAAUCGCCCUGAUUAUUCCGAAAGGAGAACAUGUAACGAACUUCGUGAUAAAUAUAUCGCAGAUAAUCAAACAAAAAAUGGAUAUGUCGAGCCGAAAGGAUGUAAUCCAGGGCUGCACGUCGGGGUCGGUGAUGUUAUAGGAUUACAGUAUCACCUUGAUCGCGGAGAUCCCUCCAAAAGCAAAUAUAUGUACAGAUGCAUUAAUGAAUCUCUGGUACAUAUAGCGUCAGCUUAUUGCGAAGGGAAAUUACUAUCAAGUAUGUUAAAAACUUUGCAACAAUACGAAGCGGAUUUUGAGGCGAAAAGCGGCGAUAAAAAAACUGCCCUUCAUCGAUUAUAUGAUAACUCCAAGUUAAAAAAAGAUAUAAAUGAGAAAAAUAAAUUGGAUAAAUAUGUAAAAUACAUGGUAGAGGCAAUCGAGAUACUAUCGUUGUUCUUGGCUAUAAAAUAUGAAUGGCCCAAUGAUGUUAUCCAAGUGAUGCUGAAAAAAGGUGCGGAUGCCAGAAUAUGGGAUGAUGGUAAGAAAAUGAAUAUAUUAUGCCUGGCAGUCCAAGAGAAGAAGCAAGCGUUGGUAAAAUGGUUAUUGGAGCACGUUCAGUGCUUAUCAGAACCUCAUAGUAUAAAGAUGGCCAAACGACAUGACCCAAGUUUCAUAGGAAAAUUCACGUUUUCUUUGAAGAAUGGAACGGGUCGAAAACUGGACGCUAUGAGUAAUUAUGAAAACUAUCCACCGAAGCUUGACAGGAAACAAGAACAAGAAGAAAUGCAAUCUGAAAAACCAUGGUUCAUUGAAGAAAUCAAAAAGAAAUAUGGUGGAGGCAAUAACGAUAA
Messenger RNA from Acaulospora morrowiae, 965 nucleotides. The record is from the annotation of a GenBank genome assembly. NCBI's taxonomy places the organism in Eukaryota, Fungi, Glomeromycota, Glomeromycetes, Diversisporales, Acaulosporaceae.